AUGGGCCCCUGUACCGCCUCCUCUUGCUGCUGCCAGGCCCGUAAUCUGCCAUGGGCCCCCGUACCGACUCCUCAUGCUGCUGCCAGACCCGUAAUCUGCCAUGGGCCCCUGUACCGCCUCCUCAUGCUGCUGCCAGGUCCAGAGUGUCUCAUGGGUCCCUGUACGGCCUCCCAUUGCUGCUGUCUCCAUCGCCACACUCUGCCAUGUGCCACUUUCAGGUCUCCUCACACUGCUGGUGGGUUCCAUUUUGUCAUAGGGUGCUGUAUUGGCCUCCCAUUGCUGCUGCCUCCACCAUGCCACACUGUGGCUCCACACUCUGGCUUUGCCCCCGUGACUGCCCAAAUGAGUGAAGUGUGCCUCCCGGUGCUCUAAGAUCGACGGCAACUCAUCUGCAUGUCAUACUGACUGACAGUAUUAUUUCUCUUCCCCAGCAGACUCCAAGGGCAUUUAAAUUAAAGGUACAGUGUUCUGCACUAAUAUAA
Messenger RNA from Staurois parvus, 482 nucleotides. The record is from the annotation of a GenBank genome assembly. Lineage: Eukaryota; Metazoa; Chordata; Amphibia; Anura; Ranidae.